Messenger RNA from Anolis carolinensis (green anole), 1055 nucleotides. Its product is annotated as batroxicidin-like. The record is from RefSeq and is a predicted model, not a curated record. The coding region runs from base 411 to 815 and encodes 134 amino acids. Gene Ontology annotation, biological process: innate immune response; defense response to Gram-positive bacterium; defense response to Gram-negative bacterium. Gene Ontology annotation, molecular function: lipopolysaccharide binding. The transcript has 3 exons. Gene Ontology annotation, cellular component: extracellular region. NCBI's taxonomy places the organism in Eukaryota, Metazoa, Chordata, Lepidosauria, Squamata, Anolidae.
UCCUCACUGAGCUUUGAGUUUGGUCAGGCUCAGGCCCAACUGGAAAUGCUUGAAGGUUGGCUGUAUCAACCCACAAGGAGGGCAGGCCCAGGAGACGAACGAAGGCAGCUAGUGGUUCCUCAAGUUCUGUGCAUGAAAAUGACCAGGCUGGGUCACCCAGUGCUCUGGUACCUUCAAAAAGAAGAAGAUGGACAUCUCCAGGAGGUGGGCUGGGUGUUCAGUACAGUCUGGUCUGCCUGUUUUCUUAAUCUUUCCUAAAUGUCCUAACCUCACCCCCAUUUCUGGAUCAUUUUGUAAGUUGGAUAACAUAGAUUACAUAUAGGUUUUAGAAACACACCCACAAGCAUCCUUUCUUCUGUUGGGAAUAUAAAGUCAAGCGGAAUAUAAAGGAAGGAGCAGUGGCGCUCCAGAUGAGACACAGCAGAUCUGGAAAACUCAGGAUGGCGAGAUGCUGGGUGUUCCUCCUGCUCCCUGGGACAGUCUCGGCCCUCUUUUACAUAAACAAGCCUCCCAUGGCUUUCGAAGAGGUCUCCAAGCUUGCCGUCCGGCAGUAUAACCUUGAGUCAGGCGCUGAGUUCCUCUUUCGAAAGGGAACCACUUACCACAGCAACCCAUGGGAUCCCAAAUCCUCGCAAAUCCAAAGUUUCUCCGUCACUAUCCAAGAGACAGUGUGCAAGGGGAAUCCUGAGGUGGCCGAUAUCGACAGGUGUGACUUCAAGCCCAAGGGGGUAACCAAAUCCUGCCUUGGAAGCUAUCAGUAUAUAUAUGGAGAGGUCAAGAAGGCCAAGAUAAUGAUUAUUUGUAAUAACAUAUGAUACAAGGCACAUCCCUGUACAGCUUGCGCAGAUGGACUUCUGGGUGAAGCCAAGGCCUGCAACAAGGGCCGAAUACUCACAGAUCCUUCCCACAGAUAUAGAAGACACUCCUUGUUGGGAAAGAAUCAGCUUCUGCUUGCUUAUUCCAUAGCUCUCCAACAAAUGCAUGAUUCAAUCAUUGAUAUACCUAUGAAAUACUAUAAAUCAAUACAAGGAAAUAAAAUCACAGCGUACAACCGU